Camellia sinensis is the source of this 1364-nucleotide messenger RNA. The record is from RefSeq and is a predicted model, not a curated record. NCBI's taxonomy places the organism in Eukaryota, Viridiplantae, Streptophyta, Magnoliopsida, Ericales, Theaceae.
AUGGGAUCUGGAAAUGGGUUCUACUCUGUGGGAGAGUUCAAUUUAGAUGCCAAGUGGUUGGUUGAUCCAAAGCUUCUCUUUGUUGGGCCCAAGAUUGGAGAAGGUGCUCAUGCCAAAGUGUACGAGGGAAAAUAUAAGAACCAGAAUGUUGCAAUUAAAAUUAUUCAUAAAGGGGACACCCCAGAGGAGAUUGUGAAGAGGGAAGGUCGGUUUGCAAGAGAGGUUGCAAUGCUAUCUAGAGUUCAACACAAGAACUUAGUGAAGUUCAUUGGAGCUUGUAGGGAACCUAUCAUGGUGAUUGUAACUGAACUUCUACUGGGUGGGACAUUGCGAAAAUAUUUGCUGAACAUGCGGCCAAGGUGCUUAGAUAUGCAUGUUGCAAUUGGGUUUGCAGUUGAUAUUGCUCGUGCAAUGGAAUGCUUACACUCUCAUGGGAUUAUACACCGUGACCUGAAGCCUGAUAACUUACUCUUGACAGCAGAUCACAAAACUGUUAAACUUGCGGAUUUUGGUUUGGCAAGAGAAGAGUCAUUAACAGAGAUGAUGACUGCUGAAACCGGAACUUAUCGUUGGAUGGCUCCCGAGCUUUACAGCACGGUUACUUUGAGGCAUGGAGAGAAGAAGCAUUAUAAUCACAAGGUGGAUGCCUAUAGCUUUGCAAUUGUUUUGUGGGAGCUCAUUCAUAAUAAGUUACCAUUUGAAGGCAUGUCAAAUCUACAGGCAGCCUAUGCUGCUGCUUUCAAAAAUGUGAGGCCUAGUGCCGAUGACCUCCCAGAAGAUCUGGCUUUAAUCGUGACUUCAUGUUGGAAAGAGGACCCAAAUGCUCGGCCCAACUUCAGCCAAAUUAUACAAAUGCUUCUAAACUAUCUCUCUGCGAUUUCACCACCAGAGCCUGCUGUCCCACCUCGGAUUUUCGCUUCUGAGAAUGCUGUGUUGCCACCGGAGUCUCCUGGUACGAGUUCCUUGAUGCCUGUUAGAGAUGACUCUGCGGAAACAACCCCAAUGGAAAACGAGCCACAAGGUUUCUUCUUCUGCUUCCGCCAGUGCUACUGAUCCCCAAAGGGCCACAAUUACUCCACGGAAUAGCAAAAUGAAGUUUGAGGAAGAAUAGCCUCAGCUGCCAUAGGAUGCCUUUUAUUUGAUGAUAUUUUUGCUGAAGUUGCAUACCAAUAAUUGAUAUUGACUUUGAUAUAUGUUCUGACUGAGAUACAAAAAUAAGAAACAAAAAAAAGAAGUUAUUUUGGAGUUGGGGUUGCUGUGAUGUAUUAUAGUUGUAAAAUUAGGUCCAUCCAAAGGCCUUUGACUCCAUUUUUAGUGUAAGAAUCUCCAUGACUAAUGACAUUCAGGUGCUAUUUCUCUUGUUA